GUUUUCCAGAAAAUGAUAUUUGAAGGUAAAAUAAAAACGAAAAUCAUUUUACACCCAACACUAAAGUCAACUGAAAAGCAUUUCUGAAAAACCCUAUUUUCAAAGCCAACCAAACAGCUUAUUUUACGAAAAAUGAUUUUCUGAAACCAUUUACAUCCAAAACAAACGACCCUGAAUGUAAAUUGAAUUGGAGUGACAAUUUAUUCUUCUGCGAACAUCGGCCAUGGCUGCCAUUGGCUUGGCAGCACCAUGGGUUCUAAGACGUGCAACUUGUGCUCUAGCUCUUGCUCGCUCUCAUCAUAGACUUGGUAUCAACAAAAACAACAUCAUCAUCAAGCUCUCUCAUUACAAAGUCCUCCGCUCUUUUACUCUCCCUCAUCCUCUCACUUCUUCAGCUUCAGAAAUAUGCCACUUAGCACAAGCCAUAAAGGGUGAAGAGAAAAGUGCUAAUGAAGAAGUGAAACAUAUUCUUGAAAUGGCUAGACGAGCAUCAUCAAGAAGAGAAGUUCUUCACACAAAUUUUCUUACUCCACCAGUGCUCAAGGAGUCAAUGCUGGCAUUGGAAAAACUAUCUGACAUUAGAGCAGUUGCUCAGGGAGGUUACCCACAGGCUGAGCGAUGCCGGAUUUCUAUUGGACAUCCAGAUGUCCUGACAAGUGAUCCAGAUGUAAUUGCAGCAUUGAGUGUCACAGGAAACUUUGGGUUUCAACCUUGUUCUCAUGGUGACUUCCUUGGUGCAAUUCUUAAUAAAGGGAUUGCCAGGGAGAAACUCGGGGAUAUUAUCUUGCAGGGAGAGAAGGGAGCUCAAAUAAUUAUUGUUCCAGAACUUGUUGACUUUAUUAUAUUGUCAUUAGACAAGGUUGGUAAUGUUCCAGUCUCUUGCACGAAGAUACCAUUGAUCUCUCUUGAUUAUGAAGCACCUAGGACCCAAACAUUUAAAACUGUAGAAGCAUCUCUAAGGGUUGAUGCUCUGGCUAGUGCAGGAUUUAAGAUUUCGCGAUCAAAACUUGUUGACUCGGUCAGUAAGGGGGAGCUGCGUAUCAAUUGGAUUCCUGUUUCUAAAAACAACACUACACUCAAGACUGGUGAUAUUGUCUCCGUUAGUGGAAGAGGAAGAUUAAAGAUAGGAGAAAUAAGGUCUACACGGAAGGGAAAAUUUGAGGUCGAGCUCAUUCGAUAUCUAUAGCAUGAGGUAACAUUCUCAGAUCAUUCAUGGAACUGGUUGUUUCCAUACAAGUGACUUGUUAUCCGCCCCCAAACUGGGAAUUCUGAUUCUUAAGGGCGGUCUAAACCAGAAGCUGCAGCAAGUUUAAACACUAUUUGCUAGCUUGAAUGUCAACCUAUGGUGGGGGAAGGCUGAGGGAUAAUGAAAACAAAUUGUAUUUGUUAAUAUUGACUAUCAUAAUAAUAUUUUUUUUCCCAAAAGAAAAAAAGAAAAA
Messenger RNA from Quercus lobata, 1439 nucleotides. Its product is annotated as RNA-binding S4 domain-containing protein. The record is from RefSeq and is a predicted model, not a curated record. Gene Ontology annotation, molecular function: RNA binding. Lineage: Eukaryota; Viridiplantae; Streptophyta; Magnoliopsida; Fagales; Fagaceae. The transcript has 10 exons. The coding region runs from base 224 to 1186 and encodes 320 amino acids.